Stereum hirsutum FP-91666 SS1 is the source of this 1557-nucleotide messenger RNA. RefSeq lists its product as uncharacterized. The transcript is spliced from 7 exons. The coding region runs from base 1 to 1557 and encodes 518 amino acids. NCBI's taxonomy places the organism in Eukaryota, Fungi, Basidiomycota, Agaricomycetes, Russulales, Stereaceae. The record is from RefSeq and is a predicted model, not a curated record.
AUGGACACUCAGAUUGAACCAACACCGACAGCGACGCGAAACGUGCUGUGGGGAUCCUCGACCUUGAGCGUUCCGCUUCCAAUUGAUGGGGAGAUUCGCUCAAAGUACGUCUCCCUCUACGUUCCAGACUUCAAUCCGGCUUUAAACGUCAUUAUCGACGCAAUAAAUGUCGGAGGUUCCAACCUCCAGGCCCUCGUCGAGGCUGGACUCGUGAAGAAAUUUAUUGACGGUCUGGUCGAUGCAAGAGGAGCGAUGGCCAUUGUGCAGUUCAAUGAUAUAGAAUGCGGAAAAAGAUUAUUCGACCAAGAUACACAGGCGACAGAUUCACAUUUCUUGCAAGAGAGAGCCCACAUCCAUCAAAUUACCAUGAAGCUUCUCCUGGUCGACGGUCACUUCUUUAAGAGGAUGGUGCGCGGUAAAAGGGAUCGAACCGUAACUCUCUUUGUUCACUACCUCAUGAAAGCCACCUCUGCCACCGAGUAUGGAGCCUUCGUCGAGUUUCUUUCCGCUGUCCUUCCCCACACUGAGGACGUGAUGACGCCGAGCGUGUCCGAUCUCACCGCCACUUUGCGCAUCUUUGGCAACGUGCGAAAAGGCAGCAACGACUGCCUCGUCAGCUUCUUCAAGAAACUAGGAGCAGGCCUUCCCUCUAUUCAGUCGGAUCCGAGGUUUUCUCUGAAGCUGUUUGAGGUGAUAGGAGGACUAUGGAACUUUAUCACCGUCGACGACAGAGCAUGGAAUCUCUGCCCUUCACUUGUUGCCCAGUUGCCCGUUAUUCUCUCCCUCGCUCAGCCAUUCUGGAAGAAUCUUUACACUCUACUCUCCACGUUGGCCCAUCAGUACCAGGAUAUCAGUUCUGAAGACUCUUUUUCGAGGGCAUCCAACGACGUUGGCAUCUACAACAUGAUUCGUCGCUGUCACAAGCCGCUUACAACAACCCUUCAGAAAGGGAGAGACCGCGACGCCUCCGUCCUUGUCGUCGCAUUCAUUCAGGCUGGUGUCUUCAGCUUCUUGGAUAGCGUCGUCUCUUGUUUAUCUUUCGAAGCUGGUCACGGGCUUUUCGCUGAUAAUAGAACUGCAACAGGGGAAGGAUCUCAUUUCUUCUUUGUCGGCGUAUUUCUCAAUGAUAUCCUUACCGUCUGCGAAACAUACCCCGACGCGAUAUCCACCCUACGUCCUUAUCUUCCACUGCCUCGUCUUCUUCGUACCUCCCUUGACGCCGUCUAUGCCCACAAUGCGCACCCGCCUCCGACCGAAAUAACUGAUGUGACUAAGUUGGAUUUGAGGGCCUUGGCUUGGUAUUCACUUGCAAGACUUCAGCAGAUGUGUACCGUCCGUGGGGAGUGCCAGGCCCGCGGGUGUAUGAAGAGCGGGAAGUUGUAUCGCUGUAAAGGGUGCUUUACUAUGUUGUACUGCGGGACGGAAUGCCAAAUUCGGGAUUGGAAGGAACAUAAACUUGUAUGCGGAUUCCUCUUACACCCGACGUCCGCCUCCGAAGUGGCAUACUCUCUCAGGAUGCCUACUCGAUUUCGCCAGUACGAUCCGAGCACUCAGUGA